Messenger RNA from Sturnus vulgaris (Common starling), 2834 nucleotides. RefSeq names its product ubiquitin specific peptidase 46 (gene USP46). Gene Ontology annotation, molecular function: cysteine-type deubiquitinase activity. Lineage: Eukaryota; Metazoa; Chordata; Aves; Passeriformes; Sturnidae. Gene Ontology annotation, cellular component: cytosol; nucleus. The record is from RefSeq and is a predicted model, not a curated record. Gene Ontology annotation, biological process: protein deubiquitination.
GCUCCAGCGGGAGCGCGGGGCCCUGCGGACCGUGCGAGAGGCACAGGCGGAAGGAGCGGAGAUGCGGCCGCUCUCCCCGCGCUGCUGAAGCUCCCGGUCACUCGCCCGGAGGGGGGAGGCCGGGAAGGUCCGUCCUUCUCGCUGCUCUGCGGGCGUAAAGGGUGCCGGUGCAGUCCCCUCCUCUUGCUUUUAUCCCAGCCCCGGAGCAGGAGCCGCCGCCGCCCCCUAUCCCUUCCUGCGCUCUUCCCACCAUGAGCGGGGCUGUUUUCACCUUAUAAAGAUGGCGGUGUGGGAUCGCUGCAACCUUUAGACUAAUGACUGUCAGAAACAUCGCCUCCAUCUGUAAUAUGGGCACCAAUGCCUCUGCUCUGGAAAAAGACAUUGGCCCAGAGCAGUUUCCAAUCAAUGAACACUACUUUGGAUUGGUCAAUUUUGGGAACACCUGCUACUGUAACUCCGUGCUGCAGGCAUUGUAUUUUUGCCGGCCAUUUCGGGAAAAUGUAUUAUCAUACAAGGCCCAACAGAAAAAGAAGGAAAACCUCUUGACUUGCCUGGCAGAUCUUUUCCACAGUAUUGCUACUCAGAAGAAAAAAGUUGGAGUUAUUCCACCAAAGAAGUUCAUAUCAAGGUUACGAAAAGAGAACGAUCUCUUUGACAACUAUAUGCAGCAGGAUGCACAUGAGUUUUUAAAUUACCUGCUCAACACCAUUGCAGACAUUUUGCAGGAGGAGAAGAAACAGGAAAAGCAAAAUGGGAAACUGAAAAAUGGCAACAUGAAUGAAGCUGAAGAGAACAAUAAACAAGAACUCACCUGGGUGCAUGAGAUUUUUCAGGGAACACUGACUAACGAAACUAGAUGUUUGAACUGUGAAACCGUUAGUAGCAAAGAUGAAGAUUUUCUUGACCUUUCUGUUGAUGUGGAGCAGAACACAUCGAUUACACACUGUCUAAGAGACUUCAGUAACACAGAGACGCUAUGCAGUGAACAGAAAUACUACUGUGAAACUUGCUGCAGUAAACAAGAGGCACAGAAGAGGAUGAGAGUAAAAAAACUGCCAAUGAUUCUUGCCUUACACCUCAAGAGAUUCAAGUAUAUGGAGCAAUUGCACAGGUACACGAAGCUGUCCUACCGAGUGGUGUUUCCUCUGGAGUUACGGCUCUUCAACACAUCCGGCGAUGCCGUCAACUUGGAUCGCAUGUACGACCUGGUAGCUGUUGUUGUUCACUGUGGAAGUGGACCGAAUCGGGGGCACUACAUUACUAUUGUGAAAAGUCAUGGAUUUUGGCUCUUGUUUGAUGAUGACAUUGUAGAGAAAAUAGAUGCUCAAGCUAUUGAAGAAUUCUAUGGUCUGACCUCUGAUAUAUCAAAAAAUUCAGAGUCUGGCUAUAUUUUAUUCUAUCAGUCAAGAGAGUGACUUGGCAAACUGUGAUAAUUGUGCACAAGGAUGCUGCACACAAAAGAAGGUGAUGGCUCCCCUGAACUGACUUUUACACAGACCACAUCUCAGAUGGCUGAACAACAAUACAGUGUCUCCUAUUCAAUGGUCUAUGUGAUGUUGACUGUAACCGUCCAUUUUUGACAUUCAGAACUUUAUUUUGGGGGGGGUUGUUUGUAGUUUUAAAGUCUGAUUGAAGAGCUAAUUGAAGUCAGAUUUUAGUGGAAUUUAUAUGGACUAACAUUUACAGAUAAUAAGAUUUGGAUGUCAACUGUUAAACCCAAUCCAGCUAGAGUAGUAUUUUAUAUGAAAGUGUUCAUUACAUGUAGGGCAAAAUUAUUUAAAACUUUAGAGAUGGUUUUGGAGUGUGUUGAUUUACAUAGCAUUCCUUUAAUCCUGACAUAUACUUAUCUCUUUUAAGUGUAAGGAAAAAAAUCAAUUUCAUUAUGAUUUGAGUUGUGGUUGUAUAGGGGAUUUUUUUACUCAUUACACUGCUGCAGAAAAGAUAUUCUCCCAAAAUAAUUUCAGUUUGGUUUUUAAAAACUUUCAGUGUGUGACCACAGACCUAAAAUUCACAUUCACAGAGGGAUUUAAAUGACAGUGGAACUGAGUAAUUCUAUAUGCUCAGUCACUUUGUCAUGAGAUAGUACAGAUCAGGUGAGAUUUCAGAACAGAGCACUGGAAUAAAGGGAGUAAGAUCACACAUAUAAUACAGAGGUAAAUUGCUUUUAUAAAGAUUUAUCUUUUUGUUAAAAUGAUAUCAUAGAUUGUUUACUUUGUGUUUGCAAAGAUUGCAACGCUGCUCACAUGUAACAUAUCCAUUAGGACUGAAAUUAUCCAGUCCAUUUAAAUAAGCAUUGUUUGUACAUAAGACACAUCUUGAUCUUGCAAUUUUCUAAAUAUCUGUGGGUCCCAUUUUCAUUUCUCAAGACGGAGUCCAUUUCUUAGAAAAAUAAUAGGUAGCAACCACUAGUGUACACCCUAUCAUGUAUAUAUCAUCCUUAACGUUUUGGUCAUAUUUGACAGAGUUUUGUCACCACAGAAACAGAUAGAGAUCUGGAGUGCUUGAUUUCAAAAUUAGUACAAAAGGCUUAGUUUGUGAUUUUCCUGGGUGAAUUUGGCUGGCGCUUGUCAUGCACUGGCUAAUAAAAUUUCUGAAUUCACCUGAGUACCUGAAUUUGGCAAAGAAUUAAUGUACAAGAAAGUAUCAAUAGGGUUUGAGAAGGGACUGAUAGUGGCUUGAGUCGGUGGUAAUGCUGGUUGACUACCUUGUUCAGUUUAACACUUUCACUCCAUUAAACAAUUCUUGAACUUCAAAAUCCUAUUCCAAUGACAUCAACAGCUAAAACACUCUUCUUGUCUUCAUGGGGACUGACAGUUGGUUCUAGUAUCUACAAG